This is a messenger RNA of Nipponia nippon (crested ibis), 981 nucleotides long. NCBI's taxonomy places the organism in Eukaryota, Metazoa, Chordata, Aves, Pelecaniformes, Threskiornithidae. The record is from RefSeq and is a predicted model, not a curated record.
GUUAUCAAAAGGGGCAGCUCCUAAUCGGCCAAGAGACUGAACUCUGUUACCUAAGGGGCUGCCGGUGACUUUGGGCUGCUAAUCAUGGCUUUCCACAGGCACACAGGGCCUGGCAGUUACACUGUGGGCACCAUGUCGGAGCGCUUUGACUGCCACUACUGCCGCGACCCUCUGCAAGGGAAGAAGUACGUGCAGAAAGAGGGCCGCCACUGCUGCGUCAAGUGCUUCGAGAAGUUCUGUGCCAACACCUGCACUGAGUGCAAGAAACCCAUCGGAGCCGACUCCAAGGAGCUGCAUUUCAAGAACCGUUACUGGCACGACAGCUGCUUCCGCUGCUUCAAGUGCUACACGUCCUUGGUCAACGAGCCCUUCAUGCUAAGGGAGAACAACAAGGUCUGGUGUAGCAACUGCACUACCACUGCGGAUGCGCCCAGGUGUAAGGGCUGCUUCAAGCCUAUCAUUGCAGGAGACCAAAAUGUUGAGUACAAGAAGAUGGUCUGGCACAAGGACUGUUUCACUUGCAGCCAGUGCAAGCAAGUGAUUGGAUCUGGGAGCUUCUUCCCCAAGGGCGAUGACUUCUACUGUGUCUCCUGCCAUGAGCACAAGUUUGCCAAGACCUGUGCUAAAUGCAAGAAUCCCAUCACUUCUGGAGGCCUCACUUACCAGGAACAGCCUUGGCAUUCAGAGUGUUUCAUUUGCUCCAACUGCAAGAAGCAACUGGGCGGGAAGCGCUUCACAGCUGUAGAGGAUCAGUUUUACUGUGUUGAAUGCUACAAGGAGUGUGUUGCCAAGAAGUGUGCUGGCUGCAAGAAUCCUAUUACAGCAGGAUUUGGAAGAGGAACCAGUGUGGUUAACUACGAAGAUGAAUCCUGGCACGAUUAUUGUUUCAAAUGCACAAAGUGUGCCCGUGGUCUGGCCAACAAGCGCUUUGUUUGCCAUAAUGGAAAAAUUUACUGUGCUGAGUGUCCCAAACGACUGUAA